AAUAGCGGCACUGCGUUCUAACGGCCUGGACUAAGUGACCAGGGCGAUGCAGCGGGGCCUGCCGUUCCUAUUCGUCAUCAAUACGCCCUUUCAUUGAUGCCGGCUGUCUUUCGGUCAAUCGGAAUUCCUCACACCCUUUAACAGGCACGACGUAAACUGGUAGCAGGAGGGAGAGGAGAGCCGUCCGGGCUUCCUCCCCAGCAGGCAGCAGUUCGCGGCCACGCCGUCUGCAAGCUCCCUCUGUGACGUCCUGUGCCGCCGAGGACAGGCGACAACGCAGGCUCUUCCAUGAGGAAGUGGGGCUGGCGCAAGGCCGUGGGGACAGGCGUCCUGCGUUCUCACCGAGCUUCGCUUCGGGGACUGCACGCGCACGGACCGUAAUUCAGAUCUCAGGCCCGAGAGACACGUUUACGAGUUCUCGACCGGAAGACGCGGCAGAGGAGCCUCCGAACUACCUGGAGCCCAAACUACUGAGCGUUUUUUCGCGGCGACUUCCGGCCUCGGCUGAGAGUCAGCCUAUUCCUUCCGUUUUCCCUAGGUGCCAACCGAAAGGUAACUUUUCCCUUCCCGGAAGAGCCCACUCCGGACCAGCCAGGCUGUAACGCCUUAUUUCCGCUUAGCCACGCCCCUUUCCUCUUGACCGCGCUGCUUGAUUGCAUCACAAGCCGCAAACACAGUAAAUAUCGCGAGAUCUCCAGGUGCGUUCGCUUCUGAGCCGUAUGAGCUGCUUUUGUCCUCGCGAUAGUUCCGCGCACACGGAGCUCCGGCGACCCUGGCGUCUGUGAAACAUGGCGGUCGGCUGGGACCGGAGAACAAGCAGCGUGACUCUGUGAAGGAAGAGGAAGGCUUUCCUGAAGAUGAGGCGACCCAAUCGGAAAAAAACCUUAAGUUUGGUGAAAGAGUUGGAUGCCUUUCCCAAGGUUCCUGAGAGCUAUGUGGAGACGUCAGCCAGUGGGGGGACAGUUUCUCUGAUAGCGUUUACCACUAUGGCCCUGCUAACAGUCAUGGAGUUCUCUGUGUAUCAGGACACGUGGAUGAAGUACGAGUAUGAAGUGGACAAGGACUUUUCCAGCAAGUUGAGAAUCAACAUAGACAUCACUGUUGCCAUGAAGUGUCAGUAUGUUGGAGCAGAUGUGCUGGAUUUAGCGGAGACGAUGGUUGCAUCUGCAGACGGUCUAGUUUAUGAGCCAGCAACGUUUGAUCUUUCACCUCAGCAGAGAGAGUGGCAGAGGAUGCUGCAGCUGAUUCAGAGUAGACUGCAAGAAGAGCACUCGCUUCAAGAUGUGAUUUUCAAAAGUGCUUUUAAAAGCACAUCAACGGCACUGCCACCGAGGGAAGAUGAUUCAUCACUGUCUCCAGAUGCUUGCAGAAUUCAUGGUCAUCUGUAUGUCAAUAAAGUAGCAGGAAAUUUUCACAUAACUGUGGGCAAGGCGAUCCCACAUCCUCGAGGGCAUGCACAUUUGGCAGCACUUGUCAACCAUGACUCUUACAACUUUUCUCACAGAAUAGAUCAUUUGUCUUUUGGAGAGCUUGUUCCGGGAAUUAUUAAUCCCUUGGAUGGAACAGAAAAAAUUGCUGUGGAUCACAACCAGAUGUUCCAGUAUUUCAUUACAGUUGUGCCAACAAAGCUGCACACACACAAGAUUUCAGCAGAGACCCACCAGUUCUCUGUGACAGAAAGAGAACGCAUCAUUAACCAUGCCGCAGGCAGCCACGGAGUCUCUGGGAUAUUUAUGAAGUACGAUCUCAGCUCUCUCAUGGUGACAGUCACUGAGGAGCACAUGCCGUUCUGGCAGUUUGUCGUCAGACUCUGUGGUAUUGUUGGAGGAAUCUUUUCAACAACAGGCAUGUUACAUGGAGUUGGAAAAUUUAUAGUUGAGAUAAUUUGCUGUCGUUUCAGACUUGGAUCCUAUAAGCCUGUUCGCUCUGUGAGUGAGGUCCCCUUUGAGGAUGGCCACACAGACAACCACUUACCUCUUCUAGAAAAUAAUACACAUUAGCACCUCGAGUGGAGAAGACUUUUUGCCUGAGACAUAAAACCUUUUUUAAUAAUAAAAUGUGCAAUAUAGUCAAAGAAAAGAAACUACGAACGAGAACCUGGAAACAUACUUAAGAAACGGGAAAGAACGAAGGAGAAAAACUGAAGUUCUGUGUGUGUUGUGUCUGUUACAAAUGUCCUAGAAGAAAUGAUGUAGCUAAUCAGUGAAUCAGCCCAGCUGGAGCGUGCUGAGGACGGCACCUCCGAUUCCACGUGCACGGCUCGGCAGCUAAAAACCUGGAGGACGGGAGUGAAGCCCUUGCAGAAGGGCACUGAACGCAAAUGCUUGCGUCCUUUUGUUUUUAAAAGAUGUCACAAUAAAAUGUGUAAACAUAUGGAAACGUAGUCUAGACUUUAAAAAAACUGGUCAGCUCCUCUUGUUAAUAAAGGACAAUGGGCUGGCGGCCCCUUGCUGUAGCCAUAGUAACGUUAAGCCAUAUUGAGAAGACCACCCUGGCCGGGACCUUGUUCUCACGAAGGUAACUGCUUUGCUCUGAGAGCUGAUAAUCGUCGUCCUGUCGAAGGUAGACUGAGAAGACUGAGGUGCAGUCUCCCCAGGGCAAGGGUGUGAGUGCUGAGCUGUGUAACGGAGGUGCCGCUCACUGCCAGUGUGGUGGGGCUCCACAGGGGGAAGAAAGCGCAGCUUUAAAAGAAGAUGAAAACGCCUGCUUCUGAUGAUGAAGUUACCAGUUUGUGAGAUAUUGAGGAAGAAUAGAAUAUUGUAUACUGGUAAUGAGUGGGGACCAGGAUACCUAAGUGAGAUGGAGAUGUGAGGCAGUGUCUGUUAAACUGGGAAGCUGGACUGUGAAAGAAGUGCUGCCCUCAGUCUGUGCUAGACAGACUCCAGGACACUGGAAGCGGAGAGCCUGU
This is a messenger RNA of Nannospalax galili (Upper Galilee mountains blind mole rat), 2908 nucleotides long. It is a transcript of the gene Ergic2, whose product is annotated as ERGIC and golgi 2. Gene Ontology annotation, biological process: retrograde vesicle-mediated transport, Golgi to endoplasmic reticulum; endoplasmic reticulum to Golgi vesicle-mediated transport. Gene Ontology annotation, cellular component: endoplasmic reticulum; membrane; COPII-coated ER to Golgi transport vesicle. The coding region runs from base 858 to 2000 and encodes 380 amino acids. The transcript has 14 exons. The record is from RefSeq and is a predicted model, not a curated record. Lineage: Eukaryota; Metazoa; Chordata; Mammalia; Rodentia; Spalacidae.